GAGGCGUAUUACCUCAUCGCCUUAUAUUAAAUGUUUGAAACUGGGAGACAGCCUAUAUCUUAACAGAAUGUUUGGAAACUUAUGUCAUCCAUAUUUGUUUUGACGCGUAUUUUGUUCCGCUUGGCAUCAAUAUAAUGUAACGACAUCGUAUUAUUUUCUUAAGAACUGGAUAGAUUGGAGAAAUCAUGGACACUGAUAAGAAUAAGCGCCAGGAUAAAUCCGAUGUUGCCGACGUUGUUGAGAAAGGUAGACGCAUGGAUGAAGAGGAGGUCGAUAUAGGCUUUAAGGACCUGACAGUUGCGACGGCGCCCAACAUAUACGUGGGCAAACGUAACUUCAUUCACCAGCUUAUGGACGUCGCUCUCAUGAUGGCGAAUGUCUCACAGCUGAAAGCGCUUCUCGUCGCCCCUCGCGGCGACUACUUCCUCCUCCUCCUCUCAUUCAUCUGCCUAUCAAUAGUUCUCCAGGUCCUGUUCACAAUCUGCAUGCUCGUCAUCUGGUCUAUUGAGAAAAACCUCGAGGAGAAGACGACACGUGCGGCAUAUGACGCUCCUACCGGUAAUGGCCCCGUACCGUCGACAUUGAUUCUCAACAAAGAGGACGAGGGGAGAAAGCUGCUUGCGAACAGACUGGACAGAUUUGGGAAUGUACUUGUGCUGUUUAUUAUCGUCUCAAACGUGUUUGUGACGGGGUUUGGUGUGGAAGGGGGUCGACAUGAAGGAGCUGGAGACGGAAGCGGGGGCGGAAGCGGGAGCUUGUUUGGGACUGGACACGCCGCGAACAACACUACGUUUCAAUAAAUUGCAACUUGUUUGCUAUACUCCAGCGUUAAAUAUGCAUAGCGACAUUAUCAACGAAUAUUUUAUUUAUACUGAUUUUACUACUACUACGUAUGCUUAUUUUUCCGUCUGCGAAAAGUUUUCACUGAAAAACUUUUUAUUGAUUAUAAAAAUAAACAUGUACGCAUUAUUUUAUUUAUCUUUUUGAAACGAUACCUAUAUUUUAAGUAACAAUUUAUUAAAAGCGUUUUAAAAUG
This is a messenger RNA of Dreissena polymorpha, 1036 nucleotides long. Its product is annotated as ninjurin-1-like. Gene Ontology annotation, biological process: tissue regeneration; cell adhesion. The transcript has 3 exons. The record is from RefSeq and is a predicted model, not a curated record. Bases 186 to 800 code for a protein of 204 amino acids. Gene Ontology annotation, cellular component: membrane. NCBI's taxonomy places the organism in Eukaryota, Metazoa, Mollusca, Bivalvia, Myida, Dreissenidae.